AUGGCAAGAGUAAACGCCUUGUUUGAUACUGACGACGACGAAGAUACAAAUAAUUUACGUUAUUUCGAUAUUCCUUAUGCUGCGAAUAAUGACAAACAAUCUUUGUCUAUUAUUCUGAACUCCCCAUUGUUACUAAUAGAAGAAGCUAUUAAACCGUUAGUCCAUUUAAUUGAUGAUAUUGCAACAAAGGUCUAUAUUAUUAAACAACAAUUAACUGCCGAUGAUACUAGUGAUCUAACACUAAACGAGUUAGGAGCCAUUCAUCUAUACAUUUCGGAAGGAUCACCACAUACAAAAUGUAUUUAUUUUCUUCUUAAUGAAGCAAUUCGUCAUGGUUUUUCAGAAGAACUUCAAAUAUGGCAUCCAUAUUUAAACUUAUUAUUAACAGCUCUUGGUAAAUUACCAUCAAUAGGACAUCAUUGUACAGUCUAUCGUGGUGUACGCUCAUGUGACUUAUCCGAUGAGUAUAAAGAUGACGGUAUAUAUACAUGGUGGACUUUUGGUUCAUGUUUACAAUCGCUUGAUCAAAUGAAAUUACCCACGUUUUUAGGGAAACAAGGCGUACGUACUAUAUUUAAAAUUGAUUGUUAUAGUGGAAAACGACUUCCAUUGUCAGAAGAUGACGAAGUUAUAUUGAUGCCAGGAUUUCAUUUUCAAGUUGUUGGAAAAUUACGUUCACUAGAUGACUUAAACACAAUUUAUGUUCGAGAAAUACCACCAUCCUCAACUGAAAUCAUGCCACCUGUACAAAUUGUUAAGACAGCUGAAGCACAUCAAGAAUCAUUGCCAUUAGUAGUUAAAACAAAAGAACAACGAAAAUCAACGAAAUCACGAAAAAGUUUCAAGAAUACUGCACAUCGAGUAAUAAAAAUGUCAAAAGUAGUACAGGUGUGUUCGGAUCAUAUCCUUGAAUUAUCUGGUAAGAAAUUGCCUAUUGACGAUUUAAAACACAGUCUGAAUGAACGAUUAACACAAGAAAUAUCAAUUCUAAAUUUGUCUAAAACGAAUUUAACAAAAGAAAAAGUAAAAGUCGUUGCUGAAAUAUUACGAACGAAUCUUACUCUUAUUGAACUUAAUUUAAGUUAUAAUCCAUUUGGUAAUGCUGGUUGUUUGUUAAUCGCUCAAGCAUUACACGGUAAUAAGCAUUUAAUAACAUUGAAUUUGUACAAUACAAAACUGUCUUGUGACGCUGGUCAAUAUCUAGCUGAAAUGUUGUCAUUGAAUCAUCAUCUACGUUCUCUACAUUUGGGUGUUAAUUCACUUGGUAAUUUGGGGGUAAAAUAUUUACUAUAUGGUAAUAUAGAAUUGCAUCAUUUGAAUUUAUGCUGUAAUAGAAUUGAUCAAGACGGUUGUCAGUACUUAGCUGACUUAUUAGAGAAAAAUCAAACACUUACACAGUUAGAUGUGGGUGGUAAUCCAAUUAGAGAUAAGGGAAUUAAGAUAAUUUGUCAGAGUUUAAUGAGUAACAAGACAUUAAUUGAUUUACAUGUGUGGCAUUGUCAAAUCAGUAAUCUCGAAACAAUAUGUAAUUUGUUAAAACCACAUUCGACGCUGACACAAUUAGAUUUGGAAGGAAACCAAAUAACAGACGAACAUGCUGACGUUUUAUUAUCUGUGGCAGAAACUAGCAAAACAUUAGAAAAACUGAAUAUUUCUGACAACAAAAUUUCUGAUAAAUUCAAAAAAACAUUUCAACAACCGACAACACUUCGUUUAUCUAUAAUUCUCUAG
Molecule: messenger RNA, 1731 nt
Organism: Rotaria sp. Silwood2
Lineage: Eukaryota; Metazoa; Rotifera; Eurotatoria; Philodinida; Philodinidae
Source: the annotation of a GenBank genome assembly